Molecule: messenger RNA, 1626 nt
Organism: Triticum turgidum subsp. durum (durum wheat)
Lineage: Eukaryota; Viridiplantae; Streptophyta; Magnoliopsida; Poales; Poaceae
Source: the annotation of a GenBank genome assembly
AUGAAGCAAAUAAAUGAGAAAUGCAUCAUAAACCACCUCCCAGGGGACCUCGUUGAGCGGGUGUUUUUCGGACUUCCAGUGAGCACUCUGUUGACGUGCGUCGGAGUCUGCAAGCACUGGCACAACAUCAUCCGGGAUCCACAGUUUGUUGCAUUGCACCUCCAGUGUGCGCCAAGUUAUGCCCUUCUGUUCUUCCCGUCAGGUUUGGUUUCAGGCAAGCACUACCCUAGUGAUGCUGUCCUAAUUGAUGAAGCCUGGUCGCCAUCGACAUAUAUAGUGCCAGUGAUUGGGCCUGGUGAUUUUCUUUUUGGUUCAUGCAAUGGCCUUCUUGGCUUAUACACAAAGACAUCAACGAUCAAGAUAGCUAACCUUGCAACUGGUGAAUGUCUACAUCUUGGGAAACCUGUGAAGAAUCUGAAAGGUGAUAAUUUCUGUUUCUAUAGCUUUGGAUUUCAUCCCGUGACAAAAGAAUACAAGAUUACACACUUCCUUGGUGAUUGCAUUAAUGGUCGCCCCCAUAAUAAAGACAGGUUCAACAUCAUUCAAGUUUACACGCUUGGUGAUGAGAAAUGGAAAGAUAUCCGAACUCCAGAAGCUCUUAGCUUGAUCAGUGUGAGAAACUCUGGAGUUGUCAAUGUUGAUGGAAAAAUGUAUUGGUUAACUGAAGACAUGUCAGCUAGCUGGCAGCAUGCAGUUAUGUCCUUUGAUAUCAGGGAAGAAAGUUUUGCAAUGAUACAACUGCCAGCAGCACGCGAAGAUCAUGAUUACUAUGGUUCUCGUAAGUUCUUGAUCAGAGAUAUAGAUGGGAAAAUAUGUAUAGUGACUGCUCAAACUAGUCGUUAUGAUGCCAGAACUCUUGUCGGUGAGCUGCAGAUCUGGGCACUUGACAACAUGGUAGAGCAAAGGUGGAGCCAGAAGUACAACAUUAAGUACCCACCAGAUUAUAUUCUGGGUCCACGUUUUGUUCACAGGGAUAGGAUCCUCACACAACGCGGCCGCAAUAACGUAUGUUCGUACGAGUUGCUUGGUGAGAACUUCGAGAUUGAUUCAAGUAAGAUGGUGAAGCUGUUAGAUUUCAGUCCCUGCAGGCACAACUUGCAAUCUCACAACUGUGUGAAGUCACUUGUACGUUUAGAUGUAUACAAGAAUGCUAAAAUUGUGUGUAGGCCAAAACAGUGGGAAGGCUGGGAAUUGAACAAGUGGGAGGCGUGGGAGCGUGGGCUCUCUGAGAAUGAAAAAUUGUGCAGUGUCAUUCACCAAGUUGAGCUUAAUGGAAUUGCAUGUGCACAACAAAAUGGCAUAUGGUUCAAUGAGAUACUGCAACAUAUAUUGGAUGAUGCGAUUCGACGGGAAAUAGGCAUGAAAAUUAAUCAAAUAUUUCCAAACUUUCCAGACCAGCAGACAAGACCCCUCCGGCAUCUUAAUUGUGUGGCACAGAAGCUGGAUCAGGACAAUUUAAUUGCUCGUAUUAAUAAUAGUAAGACUAUUAUAAAGGCUAUGAUGCAGACAACAAAUAGUAUCUUUGACAUGAUUGAUAGUGCUGUAGAUGACCAGAUUGGUGCUUCAAGUUCAAAUGCUGGCAUUUCUUCUCAGAAUCACAGCGAGGGCGAUGACACGAAGACUUGA